UUGCUCUAACGUUACCUGUUUGAUUUAUUUCUGUGAUGCACAGUAGGAAGUUUCAUUAUCGUUUUAUAUCUUAAAUGUAAAAUAUGGGGGUAAAAUAAUACUAUUAUCACAGUGGAGACUAAGUGACUCAGUCGGACAGAGUUGUAAUCAUGUUGCCAGGCGUGUUUUAUGCGUUAAUGGCGGGGUUUCUAGCAGCUUUAGCAUCAUCUUCUGCUAAGUUGUCCCUGGGUGCUGAUUACCUGAAAGAUGUUUGUGAAACGGGGCUAAAGAUCUGGACAGAUGGACAGGAAAACACUGAUGGAGUUGAUACCACAACUUGUGACUGGUUACAUAUACCCCUGCGGCUGCUUUGUGGUGGUCUUCUGUUCACCUGCAAUGCUGUGAUGUGGACCUUCUUCGCCAAAGCACUCAGACACUCGUCUUCCUCUGCCCGGGCCACUGUGACCACCACUGCCUCAAAUUUUAUCUCCUCUGCUUUUCUUGGACAUGUGAUCUUUGGUGAAACUCAUGCCACACUGUGGUGGGUUGGUAUCAUUUUGACCCUGACAGGGCUUCUUGUCUUGCAUGGAUCAACUCCUCAGGCUCCACAGGAAAAUGCAAAUAAGAAAUAUGAGUGACAGAAGAAUACAGGGAACAACAAUGCCUUACACAAUGCUUGGAUAUGAGACCAAUCAAGUGAAAUGGUGUGAAGAAGCACUAGGAGCUAAUAAGAAUCAUUUAUGCACACUUGUAUGAUGGAAUUAUCUAUGCUAAAUGUGUGUGUUUAUAUAUAUAUAUAUGCAUAUAUAUUUCUGUCAUAGGAUUGUUUUAUAAAACUUCUGCAGGUAAUUUAUUUUUAUGUAUCCGUGUCAAUAACGUGAACAGUUACAUAAUGCAAAGCCUUGAAAUGUAUGUAACUUUGAGCCUAUAGUCAUGCACUGGACUUGUUCUAUAUCUUGCAUCAAUCAUGCAAGUUACUGCAAAAUUUAGCCAUCAAGGGAAUAUGCAAGUUUAUAAUAAAUGAGUUUAUAUUAUUGUUUAUUACUAUGACAUGAAAUGUUUAUGAUAUAUAUUUUUGCUUGAUAUUUGACCAAAUACAGUUGUGAAUCUCAAAAAAUAUCUUAUCUUUCUUAGAGAUAUCCUUUUUCAAUUCCAUGCCUUCCAAAGUAAAACCUGAUUUCACACUUCAGUUAGAAUAAAGUAGUGAAUGGGAUGCACACACUGUUAGUGAGUGGGUAAAUAUUUUUGCUUAUUAAAUGUCUAUUGUGUGUCAAACCACUGA
Molecule: messenger RNA, 1261 nt
Organism: Carassius gibelio (silver crucian carp)
Lineage: Eukaryota; Metazoa; Chordata; Actinopteri; Cypriniformes; Cyprinidae
Gene: tmem42a
Product: transmembrane protein 42a
Exons: 3
Coding region: 150-617 (155 amino acids)
Source: RefSeq, a predicted model, not a curated record